AUGCAAUCAUGGUCAGAGAACCGUCAGCCGCGGUCUAGGAAGCGCGUCGCUGUUGUUGGCUUUGGCAUGGUUGGUAUUGCCUUUAUUGAGAAGCUUCUGAAGUACGACCUGGACAGUGGCCGCGAUGAGUGGGAAGUGACCGUUUUUGGCGAGGAGCCGUAUGUCGCAUACAACCGCGUUGGCCUCACGCAGUACUUUACAAAUCGUUCCACCGAGGAGCUUUACCUCAACCCGCUGGAAUGGUAUUCGUCACAUACAGAGGGAAAACUUACAUAUCAUACAUCCGAUCCUGUCAUUUCAGUCGAUGCGCAAGCCAAAUCUCUCACAACAGCCAAUGGACGAGAUUUCCACUAUGAUGAGUGCGUCCUCGCCACCGGCUCCGACGCUGCCUUGCCGCCCUACGUCUCUCACAAGCAAUUCGAAAGCAUCAGAGGUUGCUUCGUAUACAGAACAAUAAAGGAUCUCGACAAUAUCAUCGAUUAUGCCGCCAAUGCCCCCAGCUUUCUUGGGCAUCGCAUUCGCAAAGCAGCUGUUAUCGGUGGCGGUCUUCUCGGCUUAGAGGCAGCCAAGGCUCUACUGGAUCUCGAAGAUGUUGACCAAGUUGUCCUGGUGGAGAGAAACCGAUGGGUCCUUAGUCGCCAACUUGACCAGGAGGGCGGCACGUUGGUCCUGGAAAAGGUCAGGGCUCUGGGCGUUGAGGUUCUGCUACAGGCCCGAGUCCGAAACCUUGUAUGGAAUCACGAAAAGCGACUCACAGGCUUACUCCUUGAGGGCAAGGAUGGACUGCCGGAUCAAGGAUAUGACGUUGACAUUGUCGUGUUUGCUGUUGGAAUCAAGCCUCGAGAUGAUCUUUCCAAACACGCCCAGAUAGCUGUGGCCAACCCGACUGGCGGCUUCAUCGUCGACAACCAGCUUCGCACAAACUUACCUCAUGUAUACGCUAUCGGAGAAUGUGCCAAUUUCCUCGGAGAAACAUUUGGUCUCAUCGCUCCUGGCGUGGAGAUGGCUGACGUCCUCGCCUUCAACUUGACCGAGGGUCCCUACCACAGCAAGAGAGAGAUGAAAUCCCCCAACAUCAGCACCAAGCUCAAAUUAAUGGGCGUGGAUGUCGCCUCAUUCGGUGAUUUCUUUGCGGAUCAGGGAAAAGUCACCAAACCAUUGCCAGGAACGACCAGUGCCCAUGCGGCCCGGAGGGCUCAGGCAAUGCCCCUGACGCCGGAGGACAUCAAGAAAAAGGUCAAAGCCCUCACUUAUCGGGACCCAUUUUCGGAUGUGUACAAGAAGUACAUCUUCACGGCAGACGGGAAAUACAUUUUGGGCGGCAUGAUGGUCGGCGACGUCAAAGAUUAUGUGAAGCUCGUGGCCCUGUGGAAUACAGGCAAACCCAUCGAGAAGCCGCCGUCUGAAUUCAUCAUUGGAGCUACAAAAGAUGGGGAGGAGGAGGGUGACGAUUUACCUCAUGAUGCUCAAGUCUGCAGCUGCCACAACGUUAGCAAAGGCGACAUCGUGGAGUGUGUAAACACUGACGGCAUUCGUUCUUUUGGAGAGAUGAAGACUUCAACAAAGUGCGGCAUGGGAUGUGGAGGCUGUGUGCCCUUGGCGACUAGCAUCUUCAACAGAGCGCUUCAGGACGCCGGUGUUGAAAUCUCUAACCACAUCUGCAAGGAUUUUGCCUAUUCUCGCCAGGAUCUUUACCAGAUUACCAAGUUCAGAAAACUCAAGGACUUCAUGACAGUGAUGCGUGCUGUCGGAAAGAGACCUGACAGUCUUGGCUGUGAAAUUUGUAGGCCAGCCGUCGGAUCUAUUCUGAGUUCGUUGUACAACGAAAACAUCAUGGAACCUUCCCUUCGCCAGACGCAAGACACAAAUGAUCGCUAUCUCGCCAAUGUGCAGCGUGACGGCACAUAUUCGGUUGUUCCGCGACUACCUGCUGGCGAAAUCACGCCAAAGGGGCUCAAAGUCAUUGGAGAGGUCGCAGACAAGUUCGGGCUAUACACCAAGAUCACUGGUGGCCAGCGUAUCGACAUGUUCGGCGCCAAGAAACAGGACCUCCCGCGAAUCUGGGAGCUGCUCAUUGAUGCUGGCUUUGAGAGUGGCCAUGCCUAUGGUAAGGCGCUGCGCACGGUCAAGUCUUGUGUCGGGAACACCUGGUGCCGCUAUGGCGUGGGCGACUCAGUUGGUCUCGCCGUUGAACUCGAGAAUCGCUACAAGGGAUUACGCGCUCCCCACAAGUUCAAGGGCGGUGUAUCUGGAUGCGUUAGGGAAUGUGCUGAAGCACAGGGUAAGGACUUCGGUCUCAUCGCCACGCCCAAAGGUUGGAAUGUCUUUGUGGGUGGAAACGGCGGCGCAAAACCUCGCCACGCUGAACUGCUCGUCGAGGACGUGACCCGACGUGAAGCGAUCAGGAUCUUGGAUCGGUUUCUCAUAUUCUACAUUCAGUCAGCAGACAAGCUUGAGAGAACGGCUCGCUGGAUCGAGAAAUACCCCGGCGGUCUCAAGGGCAUCAAAGAAGUCAUCGUUGACGACAAGCUUGGCAUAUGCGCGGACCUGGAAAGGGAGAUGGAGGUACUCGUUGGCCUCUAUCACUGCGAGUGGACAAAUGUUGUCAACAACCCCGAGCGGCGCAAGGCUUUCAAGCAAUUUGCCAAUACAGACGAGACGCAAACAGUAUCCGAGCAAGUCACGGAGCGUGCUCAGAAACGUCCUGUUGACUGGCCUGAGGACAACUCCCCUCUGCACUUCAAUUUGCGAGACAUUGCAAAAGAUGCAAGGUGGGACUGGCAAGUCAUCUGCAAACUUUCAGAGUUGAACCGCCAGAUUGAUGCACCAACAUCUGUCGCCGUCAAGUAUGGAGAAGUUCAGCUAGCUGUGUGGAAUAUUCCAGGUCGAGGCUUGCGCGCAUCACAGAACAUGUGUCCUCACAAAAAAGCGUUUGUGUUGGCAGACGGCCUGAUAGGUGAAGAUGAGCAGGGACAGGAGUACGUCUCCUGUCCGCUACACAAGAGAAACUACUUGCUGAAACCCAAAGCGACUGAAGGGGGCGGGAGCUGCUCAGACACCAACUACUCCAUCAUGACAUUCGAGGUUAAGGCAGAUGAGCAGAAUGAUGCAAUACUCGUCUAUCUUCCUCCGACAGAAGCACUUGAUGCUGUGCUUUCAACAACGAAAUGGAUGUUGCGAAAGGCAGAUGAAGAGGUGAAAGCCAUAGUUAAGGAUGCGGAGGCAUCAAUUGAGAUUGCAGAGCCUAUACUCCCUGGUAAGAUGAGAGACCAGUUGACACGUGCAAACCCCUUGCAAACCUGUGGCGGCAGCGGUGCGCUUGACUGGUAG
This is a messenger RNA of Trichoderma citrinoviride, 3330 nucleotides long. RefSeq names its product putative nitrite reductase. The record is from RefSeq and is a predicted model, not a curated record. Lineage: Eukaryota; Fungi; Ascomycota; Sordariomycetes; Hypocreales; Hypocreaceae. The transcript has a single exon. The coding region runs from base 1 to 3330 and encodes 1109 amino acids. Gene Ontology annotation, molecular function: nitrite reductase [NAD(P)H] activity; 2 iron, 2 sulfur cluster binding; heme binding.